Molecule: messenger RNA, 1422 nt
Organism: Neospora caninum
Lineage: Eukaryota; Apicomplexa; Conoidasida; Eucoccidiorida; Sarcocystidae
Product: putative proteasome PCI domain-containing protein
Exons: 4
Coding region: 1-1422 (473 amino acids)
Biological process (GO): ubiquitin-dependent protein catabolic process
Cellular component (GO): proteasome regulatory particle, lid subcomplex
Molecular function (GO): structural molecule activity
Source: RefSeq, a predicted model, not a curated record
AUGCCGCCGUCAGCUCAGCCAUCCGAGGCAGCGGCGGCCUCAGAGGCGCCUCACGAUUCUGGCCGGCGGGGCCGCGAUGCCAGUGACGCUACCAACUGCGUCGCCGCGCUUUUGAAAGAGGGCGAGGACCUGGUGGGAGUGGACACACGCAAGGCCAUAGCGUUAAUCGAGGAGGCGAAUCGCGUGGCGUACCAGAUUGCCGUGAACGACACUCAGGUAGAGAAACGGCAGCUACCGCCGCCUAGCGUGGAGGAGGCUAUGCGGCUGCAAGAACAGGGGAUCGCUCUUCUGGCGUCCCUUUAUGCUAACCAGGGCGACUGCGAAUCUCUUCAGCAACUGAUGCGGUCCUCGCUUCCCUUUUUCUCGCUCCUCGCCAAAGCAAGAACUGCGAAACUCCUGGGCAUGCUGCAACAAGCCCAGCCAAUCCUCCAACAGCUCCUGCAGGAGGUGAAGAAGCUCGACGACAAACUGCUGCUGGUCGAGAUUCACUUGAUUGAGUCCAAGCUUCAAUUCAAGGUCAAGAACUACCCCAAGGCACGCGCGGCUCUGACCGCCUCCAGAACGAAUGCGAACGCGAUCCACUGCCCGCCGCUCCUUCAGGGAGACAUCGACUUGCAGGCUGGCAUCCUUGCUGCCCAAGAUCGGGACUACAAGACGGCGUUUUCGUACUUCUUCGAGGCUUUCGACGCGUUCAGCGCCCAAGACGCUGCGCACCACUCGCAAAAGGCGCCCACCGCCGCCGGGGCUGCCGUCGCUGCGGCAACCAAAUGCAGCUCCACGCCUGCUGGCCCCUCGAAAGCUCUGCAGGCCUUGAAAUACAUGCUUCUGUCGAAAAUUCUCCAGGGGAAGGACGACGAGGUUAGCUCGCUGCUUACCGGGAAGCAGUGCUUGCGGUACUACUCGAUGGACACUUCGUCCACAUGCAAACCAGCGGAAGCCUCCACAGCCGGCGGUCCCGUCGGAGACGCAGCGACUGCCCCCGCUUCCGGCGCCCGGCGCGAUCUGGAAGCUAUGCGGCAGCUUGCUUUGUGUCACAAGCAACGGUCUCUGAAGAAGUUUGAGGAAGUCCUCGACAUGUAUGCGAGAGAGCUCAAGGGAGACGAAGUUCUCAUGCACCAUAUCGAUGAACUGUAUGAGAAUCUCCUGGAGAAGAAUCUGCUCAAACUCCUCCGGCCCUUCUCUCGGGUUGAGCUCGCCCACGUGGCCCAGUUGAUCGGAUUGCCUCUCGCCAAGGUCGAGGAGAAGUUGAGUGAGAUGAUUCUAGACGGGAAGCUCCACGGCACACUGGACCAGGGCGUAGGCGUGUUGUUGCUCUUCGAGGAGCAAGUGCUCCCGGAGAUGCAUGUCGACGCUCUCGCGACUAUAAAAAACAUGGCCCAGGUCGUGGAUACUCUGUACGAAAAGAGUCUGCAGGCAUUGUAG